This is a messenger RNA of Fusarium musae, 846 nucleotides long. RefSeq lists its product as uncharacterized. The record is from RefSeq and is a predicted model, not a curated record. NCBI's taxonomy places the organism in Eukaryota, Fungi, Ascomycota, Sordariomycetes, Hypocreales, Nectriaceae. The transcript has a single exon. Bases 1 to 846 code for a protein of 281 amino acids.
AUGAGCGCCCAGGCCAAGCCCCUCUCCUACAUGGAGAAGCUCUCUAACGAAGUCUUUGUUUAUCGCCCUUCUGAACCCGCGGCGCCGGACUCUCCAAAGAUCAUCAUCAUCGCUAGUUGGACCAAUGCGCUUGAUAGCCAUAUCGCCAAGUAUGUCGACAAGCACAAGGAGUUAUACCCAACUUCCCAACUUGUUCUUGUGAAGAGCUACAACAAGAACUUUUUCGACCUAAAGGCUCUCGCUGAAUCGCCGAGGCCAGCUGUGCCAGUCAUUCGAGCCUCAUUCCCAGACGCCCCAUCAUCGACGACUAAGCCAGAAAUCAUGAUUCAUCUCUUCUCAAAUGGCGGUUCGUCAAAUGUCUCAUCGUUAUAUGAUGUGUAUGCUGCGACUGCCCAAGAAGGCGAAGAUCCCUGGCUUCCGCCCCACGUAACAGUGUUCGACUCAGCGCCGGGUGCUCAGCGCCUCACCAACACGGCAGCAUUCUUCAAAUCUACUAUUCCAAAGUCAUACAGUUGGGUUUGUAUGCCAUUUGUCUAUGGUGUUGCAGCUGCAUGGCAGGUCGCCUGGUUUCUCGGUCUCACGAAAGAUUGGCUGGCUUUCUGGGGCUCGACACAUAAUACCGCUCUGGGCAAGAGUGAGCGUGAGAUUCGACGAACGUACAUCUAUAGUGAGGGGGAUAAGCUGGUUGGCUAUAGAGAUCUGGAGGCGCAGGCUUCUGAGGCGGAGAAGCUGGGAUUUGAUGUUCAUCUGGAGAAGUUUGAUGGGUCUCUUCAUGUUGCGCAUGCGAGAAAGGAUGAGGCGAGAUAUUGGAGCGCAGUCCAGGAGACUUGGAGUGGUUUUGAGUAG